This is a messenger RNA of Somion occarium, 1645 nucleotides long. The record is from the annotation of a GenBank genome assembly. NCBI's taxonomy places the organism in Eukaryota, Fungi, Basidiomycota, Agaricomycetes, Polyporales, Cerrenaceae.
AGUUUGCACCAGUCCUCUUCCCUCCUCCACCACCUCCUCGCACCCCCUUACACACCUUUCCUCUCUCCCCCACCACCUCUCUUUCUCCUUCUCCUCCUAUUCCCUUACAAUGGCCUCCGACUCUCCCGCUCAGCGCGACGGCAGCCCCACUCCUCAUUCUCGUUCCCCUUCACCUGCCGGAAGUGACAUCCUAACCCUGCGCGCACUUGUCAGUACCAAGGAGGCCGGUAUCAUCAUCGGCAAAGGUGGCAAAAAUGUGGCCGAUCUCAGGGAGCAAACCGGUGUGAAAGCCGGUGUAACAAAGGUCAUUCCCGGUGUCCACGAGCGGGUGCUCACCGUGGGUGGCUCCGUAGAGGGCGUUGCAAAGGCAUACGCGCUCAUCGUGUCUCAGCUGAUUUCAGCCAACCCCUCCUCUCCUACCACGCCCAAUGCUUCCACCUCCACUUCUUCUAUACGCCUUCUCAUAUCUCACAAUCUUAUGGGUAGCGUCAUUGGAAGGAAUGGUCUCAAGAUCAAAGCCAUCCAGGACUCGUCUGGAGCCCGUAUGACAGCUUCCAAGGAUAUGCUUCCACAAUCCACCGAGCGGAUCGUCGAAGUUCAGGGUUCGUCGGAGUCAAUAGGUCGUGCCAUUGAAGAGAUUGGCCGCGCUCUCUUGGAGGACUGGGAGCGUGGUUUGGGCACUGUCUACUUCCACCCCGGCGCCAACGAUGACAGAUCGGGACGACGCUCAGGACAGUCCUCGACUCGACGCACCAAUGGUGACUCAGGUCGUGGGCGUGCAUCCUCCCCGCCUUAUUCACCAUCUUCACCGCCUCCAACAAACCUACGUACACAGAACAUCUCCAUACCGUCUGACAUGGUCGGUUGCAUAAUUGGCCGAAACGGAACAAAAAUCACGGAAAUUCGCCGUUUGUCCGGUUCCAAGAUCUCUAUCGCCAAAGAGCCGCAUGAUGAGACCGGAGAGAGGAUGUUCACCAUCGUCGGAACCCCUGAAGCAAACGAGAAAGCUUUGUUCCUUCUCUAUAAUCAGCUGGAAAGCGAAAAGGAGCGUCGAGUUGGUCGCGAGCAACUUCAACAAGAUGAGCAAGAUUGACAGCGUUCUAUAUGCAACCUUCCGCUCUCCGUUCUGAGCAUGGCGCGCAGUACCCUCUGCGCCUCUAGUCGCUCCAAGGUAGUACGCGUCACUCUCAGUCGCCAAAUCCCCCCUUUCUUGAACCACUCCACUCGCAUCUUGACGGCUCUUUCCAAACUCCCCCCUGUCCAUAUUCCACGCAUGACCUGAUUUCCUUCACGCCGAAAAUACGUAACCCCGAAGACGUCCUUCCCUCUGUUCCGUUCUCUCUAUCCGAGUCCCUCACCGAAAUCCUCUUUAUUCGCGUAAGACAUCUACGCGUAUUCCUUCCACGUACAUAAAGCCAAGGGCUGCAUACUCUUCGUGCACCCUUUUAGUUUACUGUCGUGCAUACGUGACCCCACGGACACUUGAAAAGUAUGCGUAUGUUAAUGCUAUCCCAGUCGCUGCAUAUCUAUAGAUGUCCGUACUUGAGCUCGCUGUCGUGCAUAUUACUCGUCUUCCUUUUCACUCUCGGGGAGUAUGUUUACUACGUAUGUAGGCAAUUAAAAUCACUCCAGAUUUCUGCAGGCC